This is a messenger RNA of Trachemys scripta elegans, 1870 nucleotides long. It is a transcript of the gene KCNH1, whose product is annotated as potassium voltage-gated channel subfamily H member 1. Bases 1 to 1671 code for a protein of 556 amino acids. Gene Ontology annotation, biological process: regulation of membrane potential; potassium ion transmembrane transport. Gene Ontology annotation, molecular function: delayed rectifier potassium channel activity. Lineage: Eukaryota; Metazoa; Chordata; Testudines; Emydidae. Gene Ontology annotation, cellular component: membrane. The record is from RefSeq and is a predicted model, not a curated record. The transcript is spliced from 5 exons.
AUGGCGGACAGCGACAAGUCCUGUGUGGGUUUGUGGGAAAUUGAAAACAGGCGUGAAAAUUAUGAGACAGAGAUGAUGAUAUGGGAUGUUGAGCUCCUGCUCCCAGUCACUUGGGGCAAGUCGUUUCUGCCCCACCAUGCACUAGCAAAAUUCCCAAAAGAUAGUACACUGGAUCGUGCACUUCUGUAUGCAACCAUUUUUGGUAAUGUGACAACCAUCUUUCAGCAAAUGUAUGCCAACACAAACCGGUACCAUGAAAUGCUGAACAGCGUCCGGGACUUCCUUAAACUCUACCAAGUGCCCAAAGGUCUGAGCGAACGUGUGAUGGACUAUAUCGUUUCCACUUGGUCAAUGUCCAGGGGGAUAGAUACUGAAAAGGUUUUACAGAUCUGCCCUAAGGAUAUGCGAGCAGACAUCUGUGUGCAUCUGAACCGCAAAGUUUUCAAGGAGCACCCAGCAUUCAGACUGGCUAGCGAUGGGUGCCUUCGAGCCUUGGCCAUGGAAUUUCAGACUGUACACUGUGCCCCCGGGGAUCUGAUCUACCAUGCUGGCGAGAGUGUGGACAGCCUUUGCUUUGUGGUUUCAGGGUCUUUGGAAGUAAUCCAGGAUGAUGAAGUUGUUGCUAUUUUGGGCAAAGGAGAUGUUUUUGGCGAUGUGUUCUGGAAAGAAGCUACCCUUGCUCAGUCCUGUGCUAAUGUCAGAGCCUUGACUUACUGUGACCUUCAUGUGAUUAAAAGGGAUGCCUUACAGAAAGUGCUGGAGUUCUACACAGCCUUUUCUCACUCCUUCUCCAGGAACCUCAUCUUAACCUACAACUUGAGAAAAAGGAUUGUGUUCCGGAAGAUCAGUGAUGUCAAACGGGAAGAAGAAGAGAGGAUGAAAAGGAAGAAUGAAGCGCCUCUGAUUCUACCACCAGACCACCCGGUCCGUCGGCUCUUUCAAAGAUUCAGGCAACAGAAAGAAGCCCGGCUAGCGGCAGAAAGGGGGAGGGAUCCAGAUGACCUGGAUGUGGAAAAGGGCAACAUCCUUGCAGAGCACUCUCGCACCAUUGUGAAAGCUAGUAUUGUAACGGUAAGGGAGAGCCCUGCAACCCCUGGUUCGUACCAGUCUGCUUCAACAUCCGGUGUGCCUGAUCAUGCCAAAUUGCAGGCCCCUACGUCAGACUAUGCAGGGUGCAAAGUGGCCGGUGACUACCCAAGACGCAAAGGCUGGGCCAAAUUCAAAGAUGCUUGCGGAAAGGGGGAAGACUGGAACAAAGUAUCCAAAGCAGAAUCCAUGGAGACUUUACCAGAAAGAACUAAAACUUCAGGAGAGACUACACUGAAGAAGACAGACUCUUGUGAUAGUGGCAUUACAAAAAGUGACUUGCGCUUGGAUAAUGUUGGAGAGACAAGGAGCCCUCAGGACCGAAGUCCUGUCCUUACAGAGGUCAAGCAUUCUUUUUACCCUAUCCCAGAACAGACUCUUCAGGCUACCAUGCUGGAAGUAAAACAUGAGCUGAAAGAGGACAUCAAGGCUUUAAACACAAAAAUGAGCAGUAUAGAAAAACAGCUUGCGGAGAUACUAAGGAUAUUAACCUCAAGAAGAAGCUCUCAGUCACCACAGGAGCUGUUUGAAAUAUCAAGGCCCCAGUCUCCAGAAUCAGAAAAGGACAUUUUUGGAGCAAGCUGAGAUGUUUCUUUUUAAAAAAACAAAAAAUCACACAAAUAAACACCACCCCCCAACCAUUUUAAAUUUAGCCUUUCUUGAUGAAAACCAGUGAGGGACCAGUUCAUUAAGCAUGUUCCCUGUUUCUAAAAAAAGGUACGGUAACAGGAAUUGCAACCUCAUGUCAAGAUGGCAGCUGACACUGAAGUCUUUUUGACAGCAA